AUGGUGAUGUGCUGUUCCUGCGGCCGAUUCGCGGCAUACAGCUCCUGCUUCCCCGGCGGCGCCCUCUCCUCGGCCGCCGCCGCCACCACCACCACCACCACCAGCCUCCGCUUCCCCUUUCUCUUUCGUGAGAUGGGAACACGGGCCGGAGGAAGGGUAGUCCGCACGGGCUUGCUCGCUAGCAAUCACCGGAUCUCAAUCGCCACAGCCGUGAGGGCUUCUGUGGUCGAUUCUCAUGGGAGCUCGUCUGAAUUCAUCAAGCGCAUGGAGCAGGCCUGGCUCAUCUCGCAGGUCUCUCCAACCUCUCUCUCCCUCUCUCUCUCUCUCUCUCUCUCUCUCUCUCUCUCUCUCUCUCUCUCUCUCCAUCGCAUGCCUGUUCUUUAUGAUGCUUCUCUGGUUUCUCUCCUUGUUCCGAUUCUUUCGAACUCCUGAUUAUAACCUCCCAAAAUUGUGCCUUGGUUAUUUCGAUUUAUGGUGUCAAUUGGAACCCUUCUGGAAAUUUUUUGCCUAAAACUGUGUCGUUGUCAGUGGCACUCUUCUGGGAUUGCCCCUGCGAAGACAACCUCAAGCUCAUAUGAGGCCAGAUUUUGAAAAAUUUACACCCUCGAAAUUUGGAUGGAAUUAGCUCGUUUGGCGAUGCUCCCAGGAACAAGCGGGGGAGAUCGUAUUAGAGAAGCAUUAAUCAUGGAAGUAGACUCCCUCUUUCAUAAUCCAGAAUGCCAUUAAAGCACAAAUCGGGAAGAAAUAAAGGGAAAACAAGGCUGGGGAAUGGUUUAGGGUUCAUCGCUCGGAGAAGACUGUGGAUACUUUCUUAAAAUGGAAAGAACAAGAAUCGGCGCUGCCCUCGUCAUGACAUCUUAUUUUGCUGUUUAUUCAGCUGGAUAAAUUUUCCCAUUUUUUCAUCUGAAUAAAAUUCAGUAGUUCCACUGGUCUUUCUGUUUUUUCCUUAAAUGUGUUUAUGAAGCACGUGAAGGGUUUAUUCGGCGUUUAAUUCAGAAGAUUACUCGUUUUUUCAACUCCCAGACUUCAGUUUAUGUUAAUGUUACAAAGUGGGUUCUCCCUUUUCUCCACACCCAGAGACCAAAGGCCUUUCGUCAACUCCUUGGAACAAACCCGGUUUUUAAGUCAACCCUUUCAGCCGGAAUAAUCCCAUUCUCGUUAGACCAUUGAGACUUUUCCAUUUAUGGUCAAUUCUCUUAAAUGGUAUCGGAAUUCCAGAUCCCAUCCCAAGAUCAUGCAGUAGAACGGGCAUCCAUGAUGAUAAUAAUAGUAAUAAUCUAUCUAAUUGAAAAAACGGAUGAGAAAACUAUAUCAGACUGGUAGAAAUUCGUAAAGAUGUCAUCGAGUCUGAAACUCCUGGAACUGGCCGUGGGGGGAUGCUUCUUGUGGGUUCCACCAUUUCUUUUAAGCUGAAGCUCUGCAUGUUCGUCUGGGCUGUUUUUUCCUUAAUGGGGGCUCCUCCUUCCUGCAUGAUUUGCGAUCAGCAACCAGGGCCGAUCCCUUGCUCGUCAUGCGGAUCGAAGGGCCACACAGAGUGCAAGUGGUGUCGGGGCACUGGGUUCUUCAUCAUCGGCGACAAUAUGCUCUGCGAGGUGCCCUCGAGGAACACUACCUGUGUGAUUUGCAACGGAAAGGUCCUCUCUCUCUCUCUCUCUCUCGCUCUCUCUCUCCGUUCUUCUUUGAAGUUUCCUGAUGCAGGCAAGGUCUUUCAUGGAGUUUAUGUUGCAGGGGUCGGCCUGCUGCCGAGACUGCAAAGGGACGGGAUUCAGGGCCAAGUGGCUCGACCAGCCACCGCCAAGCCCUCAUGGGGCCAGCCAGGCAUAG
Spirodela intermedia is the source of this 1824-nucleotide messenger RNA. The record is from the annotation of a GenBank genome assembly. Lineage: Eukaryota; Viridiplantae; Streptophyta; Magnoliopsida; Alismatales; Araceae.